Haliotis rufescens (red abalone) is the source of this 3861-nucleotide messenger RNA. RefSeq names its product ankyrin repeat domain-containing protein 29-like. The transcript has 8 exons. NCBI's taxonomy places the organism in Eukaryota, Metazoa, Mollusca, Gastropoda, Lepetellida, Haliotidae. Gene Ontology annotation, cellular component: cytoplasm; nucleus. Gene Ontology annotation, molecular function: protein binding. The record is from RefSeq and is a predicted model, not a curated record. The coding region runs from base 366 to 1433 and encodes 355 amino acids.
AUGUGUGUGUUUGUGGUGGGUGUGUGUGGUGUGUGUGCUCUUGUGUAUUUCUUCAGCUGUCUGAUAAUCAGUCAUGAUGAUUACUUAUGAAUGUUGUCUGCCAACAUCUCACCUUGCAGCCAGUAUCACACACGUCAUACAUAACUGUACUUCACUCAGGCAUUAAACACAGGACCCCGCACACGAGACACAAUGGCCAGCAUAACAUGUUGAGGGAAACACCCUGUGCACAAGUAAUAAACAUAAACUCUGGCCAUAUUUAAGCAGGAUCAGGCUGAGACGUGCAUCACACACCACAGCGGGGAGGUUACCUGAGUUGCAGCCGGACUGACGCUGAUAUUGAGAGGCAAGCAGAAGAGAAAAGGAUGGCGGAAUUCGCAAGUUCUUCUUCAGAAGAAGCCACAUCGAAAAGCAAAUUUGAGGACUCGCCGAUGCCGAUGAGAAUGAGACCUGAAUUUCCCCAACCCUCGGAAAGCUAUGAACUAUACUCACCGAUGUUGAUGGAAAUGAGACCAGAUUUUCCCCAACACUCGGAAAGCUAUACAGCAACAGAUACAACAAAUACAAACAAAUUUGUAGGUGAUGAAGACUUUCAGGCUGAGGGAGAUCUGUCAACACCAGAAACUAAAAGAGGAUAUGGACACGUAGGAUGUGUCAGUAAGGCGCAGCAAACGUCUGGAUCUGUGACUGAUCUGACAAGACAACUGGCAGACCUAAAGCAAGAACUGAAGGCAACCACUGAGAGGGUCAAAAGAAUUGAGAUCACACUACAGAUGAAAGCGACUCCAACUCCCACACAUAGAGACCCCGGGGCAGACUCCGACCUCUGUGACGCAAGCAAGGCAGGCAACUUGGCGUCUGUGAAGCAGAUCCUGGCUGCAGGUCGGGCUGAUGUCAAUUGUAGAGGCAGGGUCGGGAUGACACCCUUGAUGUGGGCAGCACGGUGUGGACGCAGAGACGUGGUGGAGCUCCUCAUUAGUGAAGGAGCAGAUGUGUCACUGGUGAACGAGUAUGGUAACAGCACCCUUCACUGCGCCUGUUUGCUAGAAGACCUUGAGAUGAUAAAGUUUGUCCUCUCACACACCAUGGCGGACAUCAAUAUAAGAGGAGAGGAGAGCAGGACACCGAUGAUGUGGGCAGCACUGAAGGGACACAGAAAAGUGGUGGAUUUCCUUGUGAGUGAAGGAGCCCUAGUGUCACCUGUGGACGAUGGCGGAAACAACAUCCUUCACUGCGCCUGUCAGGGAGGAGACGUGGAGACAGUGGAGUUUGUCCUGUCUCUGAAUGUAGUAGACAUCAACGUCAAGAACAAGAAGGGGCAGACAGCAGCCGACGUGGCAAAACUCUGGGGACGUCCAGAAGUGGUUGAACUCCUGCUGUCCCAUCAGCAAGUGGAGGAAGUUUUGGAACCGCUCCCUUGUCACGUGAUGUAAAUAUUAGAAAGUGGUAGAUCUCAUUGUGUCACGGGGCGGUCAGUGAAAUGUUAUGAUUGUCUUGGCAGUGAAGGAGGACAUGUUGCUUCUGUGGUUUAUAAUAAUAUAAAUCUGUGAUAUGUAUGUCGUUUAUCGUUUAAAUAAUCGCCAAAGAGACAACAAAUUAUUUGUUUACAUCUCGGUGCACUCUGUGACCUCAAACUGAGCCGUGAUUCGCCAUGAUGUGGUGCCCGAUCCCGAGCUGGUGUGGCGCCAAAUGUAUGAUGUCACACUGUUGAUGUGGCCAAGGUCAAAUCCUUAGUGGCCGCCUGUCACUUCUACCCAACAUAAUCUUAACUGUGAUGGCUGAAGUGUCGUGCAUGCGACGUUCACCUGCACCUCUCAUUAAUAAUUCACAGAUGCUGGAAUCAUAUGGAAUAUUAUGUAUGAUGUAUUGACAAUAAGUAAUGUACAUGCGAGUGUGUUACUUUCUCUAGAUCUUAUUAUCUUUUUCUUUGUUUGAGGUUUGUCGAAUGCAACCAGUUAAUAUCAACUACACUGACCAAACGGCAACACUGUUAGAUCAAAUGUCUCCUAUGGAUAUACCCACCCUGCUUGAAACAAAAAUGAAUCCCCUUCAAGCAGUGCGCAUUUCGAAAUAGUGCCCGAUAAAAAGAUGCCUUUCUACAAAAAAAACCCAAAUAAUAUAUGACAUAAGUGUUACUCGAAAUUGCAUUUAAUCACUGCAAAUUUAUAAAUAAAUCUGUGUUUAUAAUUGUUACAUAUUAUCUACACAACGUGAUGUCAAACAUUGCCUUCACGUAGGAUUUCGAACAUUCAAAACACGAGGCCAAGAUAACUGCAGUGGCUAGGUCAGGAGUCAGUUUUUUUGUGUCACUGAAUGUCAACAGGAGCCAAAACUGUAAAAUAUUCAAUCAAACAAGAACUAUUAUAAGAAAAAUAAGGAAUUGUGGCGGGUGCAUAUGGACUGUCUAUUUAUCAUCAGACGAUCACUGGUGACAGGAAGCAAUGCGUCUAUGUGUAGUGACUGGCUCAUGGAUAAAGUAACGGAAGGAAUCCUGGAAUUUCCAACAGUGAUGUAACAUGUAUAGGACCACCAAAUAUUGUGUGAACAAAAUCUGACGACAUCUGCUUGUGCUGGUGACAAAUAUAAGUUUUGCGCUCGCCAAGGCUCGCUAAAUACAAUGUUUAUUCCUAAUGCAGGAUAUUUACUAUCUCCACACACACAGUUGGUGCAAUGUUGUUGUCUUGCGACUUGUAUAUCAGGUGUUUACGAGCACUUAAGCCCGCCAGAGAUGUAAGCUCCGGAAUUCAUAUUUUUCAUUUUACUUCUAACUUGUUUGUUUUCUAUUGGUUGCCUUUUAACUUAAUAUAGCCUUGAAUGAGCCUACAUUUACUAGCAGUGGCGAGAUAAAGGGGUGUCAACUUUACAAUCAUCCCCGGGUCUGAUGGAUUUGUACUAUUUAAACAUGGCAACAGACAUCUUCAAUUGAUAUUCAGUAUUGGCCCAAACAAGGGAGUUCCGUGUGUUAUGCAAGAGACAGACGAAAACGCCCAUAUCUCGAGAUACUCCCUCAUUCCCAUCAGUGUUUUAAUAAUGAUAUGACAAUAUCAUCUCCCCUGAUUAAGGGGUCAGAUUUAACAUCUGCAGCAGAAGUUUGAGUGGAUUACUCUGUGAAAAAAAGCAAAAACUAACCUCAUAUAUAUGUCCAUUAAAAUAACGUCUGGACUUCUACAUCGUCACUGUUAAGGAAUCACAAUUGCAGCAUGUGCUAUGACAGUGCUACCAGGCCAACAUCGAGAGACCCGUGGUUGAGCUGACAGGUCUCCAAACAGGGGCAGAGUGCCAAGGACAUAUAGUUAGUGAAACUAGCUUUACACUAUACUGACAAAAGGCGCUCAAAAAGAAAAUUGACAAUCAACAAGGUAUCACUACAAAUGUUUCUCUAGAAGUAUGUAUGCUAGAAACACUCUGAACGGAAAGAGCACAGGGACGAGACAGCUCUCACUCACUGAAAUAAUGUUUUACUGCACAAGAAGCUCGCCUUGAAAAUCACAUGAUCACAACUGAGCAAUUAAUCAAAGACAGUUCUAUUCAGAGAGACAACAUGUCUAAAGCAAUUGAAUGUUAUUGGGCAGCUAAAUUUGAAAAUCUAUUCCUUAGAAUAUAAUAAAAUGGAAAACGAACUUGAAAUGAUAAACCCAAGCAAGAAUCCGUCACCAAAUUGAACCACUGAGCCCUAGAAGAGAAGCUUUCUGUAACCAAGCUACACACCUUAGACACUGAGAUUACUGUUUUGAUUGGAUAAUAGGCUCUCGUAUAACACUCAUAGAGGACAGAAUAGAUAUAAUAAACAACUCAUCAUCACCUUCCAAACCUGCACUCCUGUGGCCUCAGAUGGUCAAGCAGUUGAAACAGAGAACACAA